Blepharisma stoltei is the source of this 5989-nucleotide messenger RNA. Lineage: Eukaryota; Ciliophora; Heterotrichea; Heterotrichida; Blepharismidae. The record is from the annotation of a GenBank genome assembly.
AUGGUUGAGUCAAAUCUAAAAGAAUUACUUCUCCCACAAGUAAUUUCAGAUAGCUUAAAGGCAAUUGAAAACAAUAAUUCUUUAAAUGACUCACAAAACCAAAAUCAAACAUUAAAAUCUACUAAAAAUGCUCAGUCAAUUAUUUUAGGACAGCUGGAAAAAGGUGAUUUUGGUAACGAAAUUAAAGCGAUUAACCAAAAGCUAAAGCUAUUCCACCCUGAAGAAAUCAGUAAUCCUUUUAGUACAAGGAAAAUAAAAUGGUAGCGUUGACAGACGGAAAUUGGACGCCAAGGCGUAUUCCUAUUGAGCAGGUCGGGCCCAUCCUUAUGAAGCUGAAACAUAGUCUAUGUUUUUUUUUGAAGUAGACUUCAGGUUUGGGGAAGCCUUGCCGAAUAGGGAAGUAUUGUUUCCCACUGAGGUUUUCACUGUCAGACAGGUUAUGCCUAUCAGAUAGUCUUUGUCUAUUAGGACUAUCGGGGCGCCCGACAGAGGGUGGCUCUAACCUAGGAGCUGAUCUUUAGUUAUGUGGGUUUCGCCAGAAAAUUCAAGAGGAUAGAAUUUUGGUUUAGCCUUACACCAUUUGCACUCGGUGUGUAUAUCCAGCGUAGGGCUAUUGGAGUUUCCCGUAUAAAACUUUUAGCUAACUUUUUAGUUACAAGUUUAUUUUAACAAAGGAUAGAAAAUAUAUAAUUUCAGGGCAAAAUGAUGGAAAGAUUGACAUUAUUGACUUAGAAUCAAAAACAACAAAAACACAAAUUAUUGGAAAUGAUGUUAUAAAUUGUUUGGCUAUUGACAGCAGCGAUUCAUAUUUAUACAUUCCAGCUCAAGACGGGCAUAUUAAAAAGAUUAUUCAAUGGAAUAAUUUCAGCGAAGUUGCUGAUUGGGAGGCUCAUAAAGGGACAAUUAAAGCCUUAAAGAUUUCUAAUGAUGAUAAGUGGAUAUUUUCUUGUGGAGAAGAUGGAAAAAUUAUUAAAAAUAAUGCAGAAACAGGAGAAUUAGGAGGAAUUUUGUAUUUGCAUGAAGGAUCGGCUAAUUGCUUACUCCCCCCCCCCCCCUCCGUGAGCGAACAAAAAAUUUUUGUUCGCUCACGGAGGGGGGGUUAAUUUUUAUUUUUUAAAAAAAAUUAUAUAUAAAUUUUUAAUUGUAAAAUAAUAUUUUUUUUUUAUAAGUUGAAAAUUAUUUUAAAAAUAUUAUGGGGGAGAGUAAGGGAAUUUCCCAAAAAAAAAAAGAAUACCAUUUGAUUAAAGGUAAAACACAGCUUAAUUUUUCAAUAAUUUAAUAAUCAAUAAACCUAUUAGUAAUAAAUAUAUGCAUUCAGUUAAAAUAUUUUAUAUAUUUUCUUAUUUAAUAUAAUAAGCAAAUUCUCUAUAAAUCAUAAUAAAAAUGUACAAAGGGAAAAGAAAGUACAUUGAAAUUUGGCAGAAAGUUGAAAUUGCUGAAUUUUACAUUCAACACCAAAAUGAGAUGAGCAUGAGAGAUGUUGCUGCAAAGUUUCAUGUCAACUCCUUUAGCUCGAUUUCCGAAUGGGUGAAUAAGCUUGAUGAGUUGAAGAAAUCAGUAAAAUCUGAUAAAAAAUUAAAAUUAGAAAGCUUCACUCAAUUUCCAGAGCUAGAGAAAGAACUAGUACAUUGGUUUACUGCAAUCCGUGAGCAAGGUAUUCAGGUUCUCAGAUCAACGAUUGAGGAGAAGCAAAAAGUUUGGCGGCAGAAAUGGGAUUGGCGCGAUUCGGCUGUGGAGAUAAAUGGUGGCAAGGAUUUAGGACCAGAAAUAAUUUAUCUUUCAGAAAAAUCAAUGCCUCAAGCAUUAAGCCAAUCGAAAAAGAGGCAGAACUUGUCAGGCAAUACCUAGAUGAUUUAGCGUCAUUGCUUCCUCAAUUCGUUCCAUCUAACAUUUACAAUUUCGAUGAAACGAGAUUUGAUUGAGAUGUAAAAAGCAAGUUCACUUAUGAUUUCAAGGGAACUCAACGAAUUCUAGGCGUUCAAUCAGCUAAAAUGAACCAUUUUAUCACUGUUAUGCUUAUGAUUAGAGCUGAUGGAGAAAAAAUGCCUGCUUUGCUCAUUUUUCAAGAGAAAAAUGGCCAGAUCCCGAACCUUGUAAGAAAGACUGAAUAUUCCAGAAAAUGUCAUCAUAAAAUCAAAUAAAUCUGGCUACAUUUCUGACCAGAUUCUUAAUGACUACCUCAGAACAAUAUUGAGACGAGAAAACCAACUGCUGAUUUAUGAUCAGGCUGGAAGUCAUAAAACUAUCAUGAUUUCUAAUGCAAUUUCAGAUUUAGAUGCAACCAAAAUUGUGAUCCCUGGAGGGUGCACAAAGUAUUUGCAACCACUUGACGCACUGGUAAUUGCAAAUUUCAAAUCAAAAACAACAGAUUUCAGAAUCAAAUUCCAAACAGAGCAGAUUGAAAGAAGAUCGAAAAGAACUGGAAACCUCAAAGCUCUUGAUCGCCAGCAACUGAUAAACAUUGCUUCAAAGGCGUGAGAUGCUGUAAGCCCUCAACUUGUCAGAAAAUCAUUUGAGUUGACGGGUUCUUAUGGCGUUAAUCAUCCAAAGAUUUUCAGCCAUCAAGUUAAUAUGAAGAAGUUAAUUAUCUAAUCGAUUUCUUCUAUUCAUUUUUUUUGUCUUAAAUUUAAAAUUGUUAAAUUCAACCUUUUCACUUAUGGUAUUCUUUUUUUUAACCCUUUGAAUAAUAUAUCAAACAAACUUAAUAAUUAUUUUUCAAUAUUAUCCUCUUUAUUUGUAUUAAAUAUAGAUAUAAUAAACUAUAUAUAAAAUUAUAUGUAAAAAAAUUUUUUGUUCGCUCACGGAGGGUGGGUUUUUGACCAAAAAAUAGGGAUUUUUCUAAUGGUUUUGUUCGCUCACGGAGGGGGGGGAGAGUUAGAUAUUAGCGCUGACGAUGGUUUUUUAGUCAGUGGAGGAAAUGAUAGGUUUAUAAAAAUAUUUGAUUUACUAGCAGGAAAGGUAGAAGCUGUAUUAGAGCCUAUGAAUAAGAGUGUUUGGUGCGUAAAAAUCUCAAAUAAAAAAAUCAUUGCAGGAGGAUCUUUAGAUGGCGAAAUCCGUCUUUGGGAAUGAGGCACCUGGGAUGUCAAGCAAAGCUUAAUUGGCCACAAAAAAGCAUGCACUUCUAUUCAAUUUCUUAAAGGCGAAGAUUAUUUGCUAUCAGGCAGUAAUGAUGGCUCAAUAAGAAUAUGAAAUAUUUUAACAGGAUCUUCAGAGAUUACCCUGAAAAAUCACCGUAAAGAAGUUAUUGACAUUUGUGUGAGUAGCAAUAAAAUGUACUCAAUCGGUAAAGAUAACAAAUUAUUAAUUUGGUCAUUGCAAAAAACUAACGAAUUAUCAAGAAUAAAAGCUCAUGAUGGAGAAAUUCUUAAGCUUGCUUAUAGUGAAAAACAUAGCGCAUUGUUUUCUAUGGGAAGGGAUAACAAAAUCAUUGGGUGAAAUUCCAGCGAUUUUACCAAAAUCUAUGAAUUUUCUAUUAAAAAGUGGGCAUUAUUUAUGUGCUUAGCCCCAGAUGAAGAUUAUUUGGUAUCAGCUUCAAAGGAUAGAUCAAUAAUUUUUAUUGAUAUCGCAGAUGGUAGUACAAUAGUCCAUAAUUUGGAUGACAAAUCUUGUGUGACAACACUUUUGUUUUCUGAAAAUGGUAAAUAUCUUAUCACUGGAGAUGAUAAAUGCAAAGUAAAAGUAUCAAAAUAUAAGUCUCCUCAGAAGAUUAAGUUUAAAUCGGAAUAUUCUUCUCAUAUUCACUCGAUAUCAAGUUUAGCAAUAACAAGUAAUAAUACUUUACUUUUUUCAGGAAGCCAGUCAGGAGAUAUUUGGGUGCAUGAUCUGCAUCAAAAAACUAAUAUUGCUGAGCUGAAUGGCCAUUCCGAAACUGUGUCAAAGAUGAAAGUAUCAAGAGAUAGUAAGCACUUAAUAUCUAUUUCAUAUGAUAUAUCUUGUAAAAAAAUAAUAAGCUUACGAUCUGCUUGCUAAAUACUAUUUUUCUUAUUAGACGAGAAAUCAUUUUUUUUUUAUUCAUAUAUUGAUAUAUUAAAACCCCCAUAAAUCAAUCCGCAUAUGGAACAUAGAAAAAAAAUUCUGUGCAAGAGUUAUCAAUCAUCAUUUAGAAAGAAUUUAUGACCUUUAUUUAUCCAAAGAUGGGCAAGUCUUUUAUACUCGGUCUUUAGAUAGCACUAUUGCUAUAUGAAGUUAUGAAAGCUUUUCACUUAUCACUUCCUUUGAGUUCUUACAAGGAGGAAGAGCGCUUGAAGCUUCAGCUGACGAAAAGUUAUUAUAUAUUGCUGAAGGUGAAGAAAUCACCUGCAAAAAAAGUCCUUUGUCAAUUGGCAUAGGACUUUAUGGCCCAGGGAAAAAUUAUUACUCUUUCUUAGGAUACAUUAAAAGCAUUUUAAGAGGUGACAAACCUAAGCAUGUGCCUAUUUUAGACAAAUGGGUUAUCAUGCCUUAUAAGAUUAAUGCUCUGCACUUAUAUGCUUAUUUUAAUAUGCCAAAACACCUUAAAGAAGCCAUUUGUAAAGGAUCUGCAUCUUUUUAUGAAACUUCUCAAGGAAAAUCACCUAUCAGCCUAUGUUUGGAAAGGAAUUUCACAGACUGUGUUAACUCAAUAUUGAACAGUUGCAAGAAAAAAAUCCAAGAAAAUCCUUACGAAAUUGCAUUAAUCAGCAAAGAUAUAGUGAAAUUAAACUUGAGAGGAUUUUCAGGGCUGCAUAACUUUUAUAAAUGCAUCUUUUAUCCAUCAAAAGCAGAGUAUCUACCUAAGUUUUGUAUUGAGUCGUCAAGUUUGCCAAUUCUUCAUUUAUCUACCUGCCUUUCAGUUGUCCCAGCUUCAUUUUUGAAAGAGGAACAAUUUAGCAAUGAUGGGCAAUCAAUAGUAUUUCUUGAAAGUGCCAUUUAUUUAAAUACAAUUGCUGGAUCUGCAGAAAGUUUAGAAUUUUUAAAUAGUUUAGUUGAGUCAAAAAAUUCAGAAAUUUUAAGAACUGAUUUUAUCAAUGAAUUUAUCAAGCAAAAAUGGAAGAAAAUAUGGCCAAUUUUAUGUCUUCAAGGGUUUAUCUAUGCUUUAUUCUUGAUAUUUUUAUGUGUCCACUUGCUUUUCUAUUUAAAAGAUGGAACAAUGCUGGCUCCUUUAUUUGUAACUAACUUUUUCCUUCUAUUAUAUGAGAUUUAUCAAAUGGGGGUAAGCGGCUCUAGCUAUUUGUCUGACUUAUGGAAUUAUUGGGAUGUGGCAAGAUGCUUGUUGACGAUUUUUUACCUUUAUGUGGAAUGGGGAGAGCCAACUGAUGAAGGGAUUAAUACAUUAUCAACCUUUUUGUUUUUAGUUUCAUGUAUAAGAGGAGUGGCAUAUUUCAGACUUUUGCAGGAAACUAGAUACAUGAUAGAGCUUUUGCAAGAAGUCAUCCUUGAUAUUCGUCCUUUUAUUUUCCUUUAUAUUUAUACAACUUUCUGCUUUGGAAUGAUUGUUACCUUGUUGACCAAUGAGCACUCAGGUCUUUUCUAUGUUUUCUUAGGGACUUCUCAUUUUUAUAACUACAAUAAUUUCCAGUCAAGCGAUUUUUUCCCAUUCGAGUAUGUUUUGAUGCUUAUUGUAGGACUGAUUAACCCUAUUAUUAUGGCAAAUUUAUUGAUUUCUAUUAUUGGGGAUACAUAUGAUAGGGUACAAGAAGGAAUAACAAUUGCAGACAGAAAAGAGUUAGUUAGACUGAUUAUAGAAGGGGAAACAUUAAUGUUUUGGAGAAGAGGGAGAACUGCAAAAUAUUUCAUGCAAAUGUGCUUGGCUGGAGAAAAAGAAGACGAAGAUGAUGGCUGGCUUGGAAAAGUUAGAGAAAUCACGUUGAAAAUUAAUAGGCUGGCAUUGAACAUUGAAGAAAACUUCGAAAAUAACGAAAAAACGUUGACUCAAAGCAUAAAAAUUAAUGAAAAAAUGAACGAAAAGAUAAAUCAAAUGAACUCAAGAAUGAUGAACAUAGAAAAGCUACUCAUGAAAAACCAGAAUUAG